Molecule: messenger RNA, 1955 nt
Organism: Chelmon rostratus (copperband butterflyfish)
Lineage: Eukaryota; Metazoa; Chordata; Actinopteri; Chaetodontiformes; Chaetodontidae
Gene: tmem268
Product: transmembrane protein 268
Exons: 9
Coding region: 169-1230 (353 amino acids)
Source: RefSeq, a predicted model, not a curated record
GUGAAAGCAACAUUCACCACAGCCUGUACACGCAGCAAGACGUAUCUCAGUGCUUUCAAGGGAUCUGCUAUACAUGUUCUGUGGAAACAAAUGGAAGGGAAGGGAAUAUGAUCAUCACAGCUUUGUUGACAUGAUGGACUUUCAUCUGAAAUGUAGGUUACCUCUGAGAUGAUGGAGGACAUGAACGGACUCUGCCAUGUGAUGGAGGAGAGUGAGGUGGAUGUUCAAGCAAGACAAACCAAAGCUCAGCCACAGGCCAACAACAGCAGACCUAGCUGGUUAAAUGGUCAGUGUGUUGUGGCGGUGCCGAGCUGCUCAGCGCUAAACCCCAGCUUUGAUCUGUCUCUGUGUCGAGCCAAACUGGAGAGCGAUGGCUUCCAGAUUCCAGUCAGAGACAUGGAGGCUCCACUGAAGGCAGCUCUGGAUGUUCCCUCAGUCAGGAGAUACAUGGUUUUCAACUCAGCUCUCUUCCAUUUUGUACUGGCACCGGUGAUGUAUGUGGUCGUGUGGUGUGCCGUGUUCUCCACCCUCCACCUCUACAUCACUGUCAGUGACUACUGGGUCCUCUGUCUCUCUGUCAGCCUGGUCUCCAUCUUCCUCACCACUGCCAUCAUUUUCAUCCUCCACCACAGUAACAAGGAGCUCAACAUGAAUUUAGAUGUUCGGUUAAUCCAGGUGAACGAGAGGAUGGCGAGGCACAAGCUGCUGGUGGCCGUGGCCGACUGGGUGCAGAACUGCACAGGACACAUGCAGCUGUACUUUGUUUAUUGGGACAUGUCCCGCUGUCUGAGGGCACUGACUGAAACUUUAGAGGAGCGCAGCUUUGUGGCGAAUGACACCCAGAACAAACUGAAGAAGAGGAUGUCUCAUCUUGUCCUCAUGGCCGAGGCAGCAGCUGUUGACCCCGAGGUCAGUGAGUCAGAAGUGGAGCAGAGCUCAGAUGAACACAGGCCUCUGCUGAGAGCUGAGGAGGCAAGCUGCAGUACCUCAUCCAGCCAGCGGGAGGACGCCAAAGUCACCACCAACUACAGCCUCGUCCCCGAUGCAUCCUUACCUGCUCAGGCUAAAGCCUACCAGCUUCUGAUGACUUACAGUGCAGCUUAUGUGAAGCUGCUGGUGUCGGAGAGGCUGUCAGGACCGUCACACUACCGCCUACGUCCCCGGAGGAAUCACUGCACCACAGCCCCUUUCUGCCUCUGCCAGUACAUCAGAAAGAAGAUCCUUCGAUAACAGAGCUGCCAAACCAGGAAGCUGGUACAGAGAACUGGUGGACUACACUCAGUACCUUUGCUUUGCAUGCAUUCUCGUGAGCAGACAAACUGACAUGAAGGAGAAAGCAUGGAUUAGGUUACAUGUUGAAGGACAUUUUGAUCAAGUGGACGACCUGUUUGGAGCAUCGCACUCUUGAUUUCUCUGUUUUUAAGGCUGUUUCUCCAGCCUGCAGGCUACUGUACGUCUGCUGCUGUGUUCACGCCAGGCCUGUGUUUGCACCACCUGGAUCCUUGUACAUUUGGUCCCAACAAUGUCUGCACUCUGCCAAAUGCUGUGACACUGAGAACACACUGAGGUCUGUUCCAGCUGCUGUAAAACAACAUUUGUACUCUUGUACACAUGAGACUCACGGCCUUAGUUACUGCUGUUUCAGUUAUUUGCACACAUAAUGAAUAUUGAUUCUUGUGAUUUGAUUUUCAGUAGAUUGUACAGUAUUUGUCUUCUGUUUAACUGAAGGCAGUGGUGGAAAGUCUCACACUCUUUACUUGAGUAUUUCCAUUAUAUGCUACUGUAUACUUCUACUCCACUACAUCUCAGAGUGAAAUAUUGUAUUUUUUAGUCUUCUAAUUUCCAUAUCCGACAGCUAUAAUUACGUCUUACUUGUCAGAUUAGGAUUUUACAUUAAACACAUAUAAGAUUAUAAAAUACAACAUUUUGUCAAAGAUUAAAGUAGUGCUUUCCAA